AUGUCGACCACCCUGGCCAAGGAAAAGGGAGGAGCCUUCAGCACGGUCGCCCACUCGAGCUCGCUGGACUCGGACGCCCAGAGCUCUACGGGUGGCGUGCCCGAGCUCGGCGCGCCGGUGAACACGAAGCAAUUUUGGUUCCAGAAGGCGCGCAACUACGAUCCCAAUGCGAUUGCGACGCAGCGCAGCGUGUUUGACGAUGCCGAGACAGCGGACAAGUACCAGCCGCGCACCGACUGGGAGAAUGUGCACCGGUUCGACCCGCUCUUCCGCUGGACCUGGGCCGAAGAGAACCGGCUGGUGCGCAAGAUCGACGUGCGCAUCAUGGUCUGGACCUGUGUCAUGUUCAUGGCCCUGGAACUCGACCGGGCCAACAUCUCGCAGGCGUUGACGGACAACUUUCUCAAGGACCUGAAGAUGACGACCAACGACUACAACCUCGGAAACACGGUGUUCAAGCUGGCCUUUCUGUGUGCCGAGCUGCCCUCGCAGCUGGUGUCCAAGUGGGUAGGCCCCGACCGCUGGAUCCCUGCGCAGAUGACGAUCUGGAGCAUCGUGGCCUUUAGCCAGUUCUGGAUCACCGGCCGCUCCUCCUUCUUGGCCACGCGCGCGCUGCUUGGCAUGCUGCAGGGCGGCUUCAUCCCCGACGUGAUCCUGUACCUGUCGUACUUUUACAAGCACUUUGAAAUGUCCAUCCGGCUCAGCUUUUUCUGGACGGCCAUGAGCAUCGCCGACAUCAUCUCGGCCCUGCUCGCCUAUGGCCUGCUACACAUGCGCGGCGUCCAGGACAGAUCUGGCUGGCGAUGGAUGUUUCUACUGGAAGGUCUGCUGACCUUUGUCAUCGGCCUUCUCGCCUUUGUUCUCAUGCCCCCAGGUCCCUGCCAGACGGCCAGCUGGUUCCGCGGCCGCAAUGGCUGGUUCAACGAGAGAGAACAGAAGAUCAUUGUCAACCGUGUCAUUCGUGACGACCCGACAAAGAGCUCCAUGCACAACCGCGAGCCCAUCACGCCGCGGACGCUCUUCAAAAGCCUCAAGGACUACGAUCUCUGGCCGCUGUACACUCUAGGCCUCGUCUUCCAGAUCCCCAUGACGCCUCCGACACAGUAUCUGACACUGUCGCUGAAGGGACUUGGCUUCAACACGUUCCAGACCAACCUGCUGACGAUACCGUACACCGUCGGACACAUCAUUCUGAUGCUUCUGCUCACGUAUCUGUCUGAGAUCUGGAACGAGCUGACGCUGACGGCGAUGAUCGGCCAGUUCUGGGCGCUACCUUUUCUCGUAUGGCUGUACAAGGGCGCCACGGUCCAGACGAACAGGUGGACGGUCUAUGCCAUGACCACGGUGCUGCUGGCGUAUCCCAACGCGCACCCGAUCCAGGUGGGCUGGAACUCGCGCAACUCCAACGCAGUCCGCCUGCGCACCGUCUCGGCUGCGUCCUACAACAUGUUUGUGCAGGCUGGCGCCAUCAUAGCAUCUAACAUCUAUCGGAAAGACGACGCGCCGCUGUACAAGCGCGGCGACAAGAAUCUGGUCGCGAUCACGUGCAUGAACAUUGUGCUCUACCUGCUCGCAAAGACGUACUACGUGUGGCGGAACAGACAGCGGGCGGCUAGGUGGAACGCUAUGUCGGAAGAACAGCGGCUACACUACCUGGCGACGACCAAGGACGAGGGCAACAAGCGGCUAGACUUUCGGUUCCAGCACUAG
Molecule: messenger RNA, 1710 nt
Organism: Grosmannia clavigera kw1407
Lineage: Eukaryota; Fungi; Ascomycota; Sordariomycetes; Ophiostomatales; Ophiostomataceae
Product: major facilitator superfamily transporter
Exons: 4
Coding region: 1-1710 (569 amino acids)
Biological process (GO): transmembrane transport
Cellular component (GO): membrane
Molecular function (GO): transmembrane transporter activity
Source: RefSeq, a predicted model, not a curated record